This is a messenger RNA of Scheffersomyces coipomensis, 882 nucleotides long. Its product is annotated as tRNA splicing endonuclease subunit. Gene Ontology annotation, cellular component: tRNA-intron endonuclease complex. The transcript has a single exon. The record is from RefSeq and is a predicted model, not a curated record. Bases 1 to 882 code for a protein of 293 amino acids. Lineage: Eukaryota; Fungi; Ascomycota; Pichiomycetes; Serinales; Debaryomycetaceae. Gene Ontology annotation, biological process: tRNA-type intron splice site recognition and cleavage; tRNA splicing, via endonucleolytic cleavage and ligation. Gene Ontology annotation, molecular function: nucleic acid binding; tRNA-intron lyase activity.
AUGAACAAUUCCAAUGACAAUAUAGCAUCUGAUGAUAACGAGUUGCUGGAAAUAGAUGUGUCCAGACUUUCCUUACACCAAACAAAACUACCUAUUAUAUUGCCUGUGAUAAAUCUUCAUCGUGAUCCACAAGUUUUAAUAUUUGAUUUAGAAAAUUUGAAAACUUUAAGAAACGAAUAUGGGAUACUAGGAGUGUUAAUAGGUACAUUGAGUCAAUAUCCACAGCAGAACUUCUUCUUAUCUAUUCCUCUUAGAUUAUUUGUUUGGGAGGUUAUAUGGUUGGUAGAAAAUAAUAUUGGUGUUUUGCUAGACCAAGUCAAUUAUAGAAAAGAGAAAUUAUUACUUCAAAACAGUAAAGGGUUGAAAUCCCUGAAUACCAUCCUGCUUAACAAAGAUGGAUCUGUUAAUGAUACUAGUCUGACAUCACCAAACUUUAUAAUAACGAAAAAUACUGAUGAAAUAGAAAAUAACGAUCAAGAUUUACUACAUAAACAUCAAAUCAACAUUCAAGAUUAUAUAAAUGCAUACUUAUCAAACAAUCCCCAGAUGAAUGGAAGCAAAUUUAUUAGAAAUUAUCACAAUUAUAAAUACUUCAAAGAAUUGAAAUACUUUGUUAGUCCAGGUUUAAAAUUUGGAGGAGAUUUUGUUUUAUACCCAUCAGAUCCAUUACGAUUCCAUUCUCAUUCAGUGGUCAAAUUAAACUCCAUUAAUCUUAAUGACAUUGUGGUAGGAGGUAGAUUGUCUACAGGAGUAAAGAAAAACUUUGUCGUAAUAGAAGAUAAGGAUCUGGAUGAUAAGGUGGAUGAUGAUAUUUCAAUAGAUAAGUUAUUUACAUCUAGUUCACAAACAGUAUUUUCAAUCGAGUGGGCAGGGUUUGGUUAA